AUGGUUUCCUCCACACGCUCCUCCACGGCCCUCAGCCUCCUGGCCCUCUACGCCUCGAGCACUUGGGCCGCCACCGUCUCCGAAGUCUUCCUCGCCAGCAUCCGGUCCGCACGGCCGUCCACGGCGGAGAACUCGCCCGCCCGGACACGCACCUGCGUCGUCGACAGCCACAACGACGGCAGCACGGAUGACGCGGAAUACAUCGCCGCCGCGCUGAACGACUGCAACAACGGCGGGCACGUCGUCUUCCCGGCCACGCAGUCGUACAUCAUCAACUCGCCGCUCGACAUGACGGGGCUGGCGCGCAUCGACAUCGACAUCCAGGGGCGCAUCGCCUUCACGGACGACAUCCCGCACUGGCUGAACAACAGCUUCGACCUGGGCUUCCAGAACGCGACGAGCUUCUUCAAGCUGGGCGGCGAGGACGUGAACGUGUAUGGUGGUGGGACUAUUGACGGGCAGGGCCAGGCGUGGUGGGACCACUACCCGAAGAACAAGCACGACCGCCGCCCCGUGCUAUUCGCGACGGUCGAGAUGCACGGCGGGUCGGUGUCGGAUCUGAGUCUGGUGAACUCGCCGUUCUGGCAUAAUUUCGUGGGGAACUCGUCGGACGUCGUGUUUACCGAUAUCAGGAUUCACAGCGUCAGCAAUAAUGAGAAUUUCGAGAAGAACACGGACGGCUGGGACAUCUACCGCUCCGACCACAUCACCGUCCAAAACUCCUCCGUAACAAACGGCGACGACUGCGUCUCCUUCAAACCCAACGCAACCAACAUCCUCGUACAAAACAUGAUCUGCAACGGCACGCACGGCAUGAGCGUGGGCAGCCUGGGGCAGUACCCGGACCGCGUCGACUACGUCGAGAACAUCCUGGUGCGCAACGCGGCCAUGUACAACUCGUCCGAGGGCGCGCGCAUCAAGGUGUGGCCCAACGCCUUCAGCGAGAAGAGCGUCAGCCUCGUCGGCGGCGGCGGCAGCGGCGCCGUGCGCAACGUCACGUACGAGGACAUGUGGCUCGACAACGUCGAUUACGGCUUGACGAUUACGCAGUGCUACGGCCAGGAUGAUGAGGAGGAGUGUUUUAAGCAUCCGUCGAAGCUGAACAUCACCGACGUCACCUUCCGGAAUGUGCGCGGCCGCACCAAUAGGGUAUUUUCGCCCAUCGUGGCGCAUCUGGUGUGCUCGAGCCCCGAUACGUGCUCCAACAUCGUUGCUCAGGACAUCGACAUCCGCACCAUCAACGGCUCGAAUCUCGUGACUUGCCGCAACAUGGAUGAGGAUCUGCUGGACGUCAACUGCGUGGAUUGGAGCAAGGGGUACAAUCCGGCUUGA
This is a messenger RNA of Lasiodiplodia theobromae, 1332 nucleotides long. RefSeq names its product Glycoside hydrolase family 28. Gene Ontology annotation, molecular function: polygalacturonase activity. Bases 1 to 1332 code for a protein of 443 amino acids. The record is from RefSeq and is a predicted model, not a curated record. NCBI's taxonomy places the organism in Eukaryota, Fungi, Ascomycota, Dothideomycetes, Botryosphaeriales, Botryosphaeriaceae. Gene Ontology annotation, biological process: carbohydrate metabolic process. The transcript has 4 exons.